Messenger RNA from Apodemus sylvaticus (European woodmouse), 582 nucleotides. RefSeq names its product annexin A2 receptor (gene Anxa2r). Gene Ontology annotation, molecular function: signaling receptor activity. NCBI's taxonomy places the organism in Eukaryota, Metazoa, Chordata, Mammalia, Rodentia, Muridae. The record is from RefSeq and is a predicted model, not a curated record.
AUGGAGUCGACUUUCUGGUCGGUGCAAGUGAGGCAGGCCUGGGAUUCGGUCCCUCCGGUGCAAGAGACUCAGCCGCCUCAGCUCCCUAGCUUCUCAGAAGACCGUGGUCCCUGGCCUCUGCCUUUCUAUCCGGUCCUCGGUGUGUUCCCUCAGGACGACCGCGGUGACUACCAGGAACAACCGCUUCCCGUUUGGAACGAUGACUUCGAGGAAAUCUACCCCAGGACCGACUCUUGCUGGAUCCAGAGCCCCUCAGAGCCCAGCGUUCCUGACUCCAUCACCCACUUCCUGGAGGAGGAACAGCAGGAGAAAACAGCCACUCCAGGAACCCGGGAGGAUGCUGCAGAAGAACCACUCCCGGUGGCUGUGCAACUCCGGUGCUGUUCCAGAGCGCCCCACCGUGGCGACUAUAUACACGACACCGAGACUUGUGAGAGUGACUCCAGUGAGUGCCAGCGAUGGCCAUAGGAGAAUGGAGAAGUAGGCUCAGGACUUUGUCAGGACUCCUGGGACGCAUUCAUCGCCCUAAGCUGCCUGCUCUGCGGAUGCUGCCCGCCGGCCUUUGGCAGCAGUGAGCCUUAG